CCUUCUCUUAGCUUCUGAUACAUCACUUUGUCACUGUGCGUAAUGCUGAUAUGCGUUUCGGCAGUGGCACAAAAAUUACAGUAAUGGGGAAGAACGAUGAAAUCAUACCUCCAGCUGUGGCCAUCUUUUCCCCAUCAAAGCAAGAGAUCCAGCAGAAGAGCAAGGCCACACUGGUGUGCCUGGCCUCUGGUUUCUACCCUGACCACCUGACUCUGGCCUGGAGGGUGAAUGGUGUGAAAAGGACCGAAGGGGUGGGGACAGAUGAGUCCUCCACACGGAAUGGGAGUACCUACUCACUGACCAGCCGACUGAGGAUGCCAGCCUGGGAAUGGUUCAACCCUUUGAAUCGCUUUGAGUGUGUUGCCAAUUUUUUUCAGAAUGGAACAACGCAAUCAGCGCAAAAAUUUAUCUAUGGCGAUGCUGGUUGUGCACUCACGGAAGAGUCGUACUUGCGGUAUGGAAAUUCUCUGAAGCUCACUUACCUCAUCCUCUGUGGCAAAGCCUUGGUCUAUGCAGUUUUGGUGAGCGGUCUGGUGUGGACAGCCAAGACUGGUGCCAAGUUAUCUAGAGAAUAAAUGAAGAGCCCUCUUCAUCACAUCAGCAGGAAGACAGCAAGUUCUCAAUCUUUCCAUAGCAAAGUGUCUAUGAUUCUAAGAACUUCUGCAUAUAGUUUUCUUGUGAUUGUCUCUUGCCCUCCUGUUCUUCACUUUGUUGUAAUCACUGCUGAGUUUUCUCUGUACUUCCAUAUCAUAUUGUAUCCUAUUUUAUUGUAACAUCUCUUUAAAACUAGCACCUUUGUAAUGCUCAGAGGCUGAGAACUCAUCAAAUUGAUUUAGGAAUAAAGUUUUAGCUCCUUUUCCCUUGAAAAA
This is a messenger RNA of Corvus hawaiiensis (hawaiian crow), 869 nucleotides long. Its product is annotated as T cell receptor beta chain MC.7.G5-like. Gene Ontology annotation, molecular function: MHC class II protein complex binding. The transcript is spliced from 5 exons. Gene Ontology annotation, biological process: positive regulation of T cell activation; peptide antigen assembly with MHC class II protein complex; antigen processing and presentation of exogenous peptide antigen via MHC class II. The coding region runs from base 51 to 575 and encodes 174 amino acids. The record is from RefSeq and is a predicted model, not a curated record. Gene Ontology annotation, cellular component: MHC class II protein complex. NCBI's taxonomy places the organism in Eukaryota, Metazoa, Chordata, Aves, Passeriformes, Corvidae.